Messenger RNA from Ostertagia ostertagi, 297 nucleotides. The record is from the annotation of a GenBank genome assembly. Lineage: Eukaryota; Metazoa; Nematoda; Chromadorea; Rhabditida; Trichostrongylidae.
AUGCCAGGAGCGAUGGUAAAACCUCGACAGCAGCCUGACUGGUACGGUUUACGAGUCCUCGAGGAAGAAAGGCCCGACUUAUUCGGACCGGAUGGAGCGAUGGAGAAAGAAGAAGCUGCACUUAUGGACAACUUCAUCAGGGACAGAAACGAUCUCCAGACCGGCGAUCUCAUUAUUACAGAUGACAACUUAGACGAAGAAGAUCGGCGUUUUAAUCGCUAUGAGGUUCAGCUCAAAUACAACGAAGGACGAUACACAGCACUAUAUCUAAUUUCAAGACAAGUUUGUGCAGAGUAU